Molecule: messenger RNA, 1615 nt
Organism: Drosophila takahashii
Lineage: Eukaryota; Metazoa; Arthropoda; Insecta; Diptera; Drosophilidae
Source: RefSeq, a predicted model, not a curated record
CGGCAGCGGUGGUUGUGUGCGCUUGUCCCUUGGAUUCACCACCAGGACUCACACACUCAGCUCCUGUGCCUUGAAAAGUGUUUAGUGUGCAAAUAGAAAAGGAGCAAAAACCAAAAAAAAAAACUAUGGAAAAAUAACCAUCGCAGGAGUGGUUAAAGUGACAAAAAACUGAAACUGUUCAGGACAUUUUAGUGUGCGAGUGAGAUAAGGACCUGCCGAGACAUUGGCUCGAUGACUACGACAAUGGCUACGCCCAAGGCCUAGGCAAGUUGAACGCCCACACAAACACACACAGGACGAACAGGACGAACAGUGAGAGCAGGACUCGCAGCCUGGCAGCCUGGCAAAUGACUUGUUUUCGGUUCUUAAAUUGUUUUAUUUUUCCCCAGCCAUUUUCCCUUUAUUAUUUAGCGCGUUUGUCCUGUGCAAAGUGUGACCAUUAUGUGGCCAGGACCUCCUGCCAUAUGUUUACUCUGUGUGUUUUUGUGUGGGCGCUUCUAGGGCGCUGCUAGGCCCCCUCUUUAAAAUGAUAUAAUAAAAAAAAACCACAAGCAUCGACAGCGCUUUAAGAGGAAAUGCCGAGAGCCUUAUCACUGGAUGACGAGCUUUGCACUCCGACCCCCACUCACAUUAUCAUUCACAACUCAUCCGAUUGUCAUUGUCUAUGUCCGCCCGACAUCAACGGGGCAGGAGAGGAGGGAUCAAGACGAGAGGACGAGGACCGAAAGAGCUGGAAAGGAAGCUGCAUGCCCCACUUCUCCGUCAGCGCCAUCAUCUCAUCCUGGAUUUUGCGCUUGCAUUCAUUUUUAAAAGACGAAGGACCCAGGGGCAUGCUUAUGCAGGUAUGCAGGAUACAGGGAUACUUCCCAUUGUCUGCAGGACACCGGCAACAUCCUCCAAAUCAAAGCCAGUGCUCGUGCUCGGGUUCCAUCUCUCCAUCUUCAUCUCGUCAUGCGCUAAUGGCACAAGAUUCCAAAAAGAUGAAAGCAUAUGUGGCUGUGUGAAGUGCUGCCUGCCUUGGUGGCUUUGAAUGACUGAAAGCUGGCGAGGAUUAGCCGCAAGGACAGUGGUAAGUGGCCGUCGAGUCUGGCAAAUUAUGCAACUUAAUGCGCUCGUAUGCCAAUGUACAUAAUGCAUAAUUAAUUUGGCCCGACAUGCACAACCUGUUGAGCCGCAGAAGCACUCACCUUGGUGUACUUUACUUCACUUCACCUCACCCCACUCCCCCCGCCAAUCCUGUUGCCAUUCCAACUGAGCCGCUGCUGCCUCAUUGAAAAGUGGCAUAACGAGCUCUUGUGCCCCGGCUUAAAAGCGCUUACAAAUUGCUACAUGAAAAUGUCUGCCAGGGGCUGGGGUGGGGAAAAGUGGGAAAAGCGAUGAAAAUGGAAAACGUAAGGGCAGCGCAAAUGAAGCUGGGCCAACGGGGAACCGGGCUGACGGGGGGUUUUCAUCAACACUUCGGGGCAGUUGCAAAGGGCAAGUUGAAAACUGAAACUGCAAUUGAAGCGCUUUUCCACACACACUCACCCGCACACCCGUACAAAAAACACGGCGGAGAGUGAAAAAACCUUCGGCUUUUUAAUGAGUCAAGUGGCCAACACGUGAAACACUCACA